AUGAUUCCUAACCGUAUACUCUACCGAACAGUUGAUGCUGUUGCAGCGGUUACAGCAGCUCAUGUUACAGUUCCGACUCCUGCUCGAAUUACUCAGACAGUUCUUGUGAUGAUUCCUGCUCUUGUCAACACUAUCAGUACUCCUGCUCCAGUAGUUGUAGUUGCAGUUGCUCGUCUUCGUCAUCUUACACCUCUAGUUCCUACUCAAGCAACAGUUCGCUUAAAGGCAGAAGGAACUUGA
This is a messenger RNA of Rodentolepis nana, 240 nucleotides long. The record is from the annotation of a GenBank genome assembly. NCBI's taxonomy places the organism in Eukaryota, Metazoa, Platyhelminthes, Cestoda, Cyclophyllidea, Hymenolepididae.